Messenger RNA from Paramecium tetraurelia, 1393 nucleotides. RefSeq lists its product as uncharacterized. NCBI's taxonomy places the organism in Eukaryota, Ciliophora, Oligohymenophorea, Peniculida, Parameciidae. Gene Ontology annotation, cellular component: nucleus; cytoplasm. The record is from RefSeq and is a predicted model, not a curated record. The transcript has 9 exons. Gene Ontology annotation, biological process: intracellular signal transduction; protein phosphorylation. Gene Ontology annotation, molecular function: ATP binding; MAP kinase activity.
AUGAAUAAAUAUGAAGUCUUAGGAGUAGUGGGAGAAGGUGCUUAUGGAGUAGUAUUGAAAUGUAAAAACAAGGAAACAAAUGAGAUAGUGGCAAUAAAGAAAUUUAAGGAAACAGAAGAUAAUGAGAUUGUUAAGAAGAGCAUUUAAAGAGAAGUAAAGGUGUUGAGACUAUUGAGACAUCUCAAUAUUGUAGAAUUAAAGGAGGCAUUUAAGAGGAAGGGAAGAAUUUAUUUAGUGUUUGAGUAUGUGGAGAGAAACCUACUCGAAGUAUUGGAGGCAUCGCCUUCUGGUUUAGAACCUUUGUAUAUAAAAAAAACUAUCUUUUAACUUCUGAAAGCCAUCUAUUGUUGUCAUCAACAUGAUAUAGUCCAUAGAGACAUAAAACCAGAGAAUUUGCUUAUAAGUAAUGCGAGUGUGUUGAAGUUAUGUGAUUUUGGAUUUGCCAGAUCGUUGACAGCCUAAACAUAGGAUCUUACUGAUUAUGUAGCCACAAGAUGGUAUAGAGCACCAGAAUUAUUACUAAGUUAUUCCAAUUACGAUAAAGGAGUUGAUAUGUGGGCAAUCGGAUGCUUAUUGUGUGAAUUAACUGAUGGUAAUCCCUUAUUUCCUGGAGAGAACGAGAUGGAUCAACUAUAUUUAAUCUAAAAAAUGCUGGGACCCUUGACUCCUAGUCAAUAAGAAACAUUUUCUAAAAACCCUAGAUUUUUGGGUAUGAAAUUUCCAGAAAUCUCAAAACCAGAAACCUUGGAAUAAAGAUAUUUAUGUAAACUACCUAAAAGAGCAAUCAACUUUGUAAAGGGGUUGUUAAAGAUGGAACCAUCCGAGCGAUUAACUUGUAGACAAGCCUUAAAACAUUAGUAUUUCGAAGAUUUGCCAGAGGCGAUGGAAUUCAUGAAAGAAUUGGAUUUGUAAAUAGAGUAAGAGAAGAGACAAGUAAGUGCUGGAGUUAAUAGAACAGCACAAUCACCAACCAGUUAGUAGAAUGUGAUAAGAACCAAAACUUCUUUUAAAGUACCUAAUUAUUUGGGACAGUAAUUAAAUAUGCAAAGUACAGCUUAUGCUUACAAUAUACAGUAAUAGGAUUAAGGAUAGUAGUAAUAGAAUUAGCAAUAAUAAUCAACCAUGAAGAAAACGCAGUCGAUUGACAAAUUGAUCCCAUAGUACAAAGAUACAAAAGUAGGGUUUGUUUCAGAUACAAAUAAAAUUAAAAUUUCAGGUUCUUAAUUUAGUCAAUAGCAAUUUGCUAUAGCCAAACAACCCUAAUCAAUUAAGAUUUAAAAUUUGAAUAUCAUUUACAAUUCAAACACUUUUAACUCUUCUCAAAAAAAGGGAGGUGCUUAAACUAAAAAAUGAAUAUUAUUUAAUUUUUGAGAUUAGGAUAAUUUAAUUAAAA